UUCAGUGAAUCUGUUUUCCAAAAAUAGACAAACCGCCCGAGUAGACUGUGCAGAGCCAACCCAAGCCUUUCCAGUGCUUGAAUUCGUACAAGGAGUGUUUUGCCAGAAACACUGUUUUUAAGUCUAUUAUAAAGUUGCGCUUUGGCCGUGCGACACACAAGCUUAAAAUGUCCUGGCAGUGUUUUCCGCAAAGGGAAUGACGGUAAUGGAUUCAGAAAAGGGUCGAGACUUUUUGAUGCCGAAAGUCUUGUUUUCUCUGUAAGAGAAAGUCACCAAUCAGAGCAUUGGAGUAUUAAAGAAAACUCAAACGGAAACUUUCUACCGAGGUGGGCUUCAUCCUCUCUCUACUGUUUAUAGAACGCUUUUAUAUUUUAGGGAAAAGAGUUUUCAUUUUUUGCCUCUUUUUCGCCUUCCUUUUCAACCGGACAUGACACUUUCCAAGGCAGUGUUCAUAACCGCCUUCAUCUUUCUUGUCACUGCCUGCGCGGGAGAGCUAGCCGCUAACGUCGCUUUGAAUGCUCGGGCUAUUAUUACCGUAACAUCCACCACAACUGGCCCGGCGACGACCGUUGCCGUUACAGCACAGCCAACCUCCACAAUCGCUAUGACGACGCAAACUCCUAAUUCCGCUCUCACCAUAACCACCUCGCCAUGGAUAUACCUUAUAGCCGCUACCAUCACCUGGAUAUUGCGAUGAUAUGUUAGAUAAGGUGGGGACGCAAAUACAUCAAUCUUUUGUCAUGCAUGACGAUGUCUAAAAAAAUUUUAGGCAGCAGACCAAUUUUAUGGGAAGUAAGAAUGAUA
Molecule: messenger RNA, 804 nt
Organism: Umbelopsis ramanniana AG
Lineage: Eukaryota; Fungi; Mucoromycota; Umbelopsidomycetes; Umbelopsidales; Umbelopsidaceae
Exons: 1
Coding region: 428-697 (89 amino acids)
Source: RefSeq, a predicted model, not a curated record